Molecule: messenger RNA, 1298 nt
Organism: Owenia fusiformis
Lineage: Eukaryota; Metazoa; Annelida; Polychaeta; Sabellida; Oweniidae
Source: the annotation of a GenBank genome assembly
UUGACUGGAUUGUUGCAGACAUGCUUGCCAUACGCCAAGGAAGCCUUGGCUCAUUGAGAUAUGUUGUCAAAGAUGGACUCAAAUAUUUCCCUUUCUAUGGUUGGAGACUUCAGCAGCACAGCACAGUAUUUGUGAAGCGAGGAGGAGGCUUUAAUCCAGGCAAGAUGACAAAACAACUUGUUUCAAUGAAGAAGAACAAAGUGCCAAUGUGGCUUGUAAUUUUCCCUGAAGGAACUCGCUACAACCCAGCAAAUACUCAGGCAAUCAGCCGAAGUAGGGCAUUCUCUGACAUGCAGGGUUACCCUCCACUCGACUAUGUGCUGGUACCUCGUCAUAAAGCAACGUAUCUUAGUAUUGAUGCCCUACGUGACUAUGUAGAUGCUGUCUAUGAUGUCACAACAGCCUAUAGCAACACUUGGGACAAUAAGGAAGACAAACGUGUUGAAGCUCCAGGAAUGCCAGACUUUCUGUGUGGUGCCUCACCAGAGGUCCACGUCCACAUAAAGCGUAUCAAAAUUCAAGAGAUACCUCAGGAAGAGCAGGACAUUAAAGAUUGGCUACAAGAAAGAUAUCAGGAAAAAGACAAGUUGCUCCAAAGGUUCUACAAAGAAGAUGGAAAGCUUGGGGAUGAUGGGACAAUAUCAAAGCUACCAUUGUACCACACUAUUCCAGCUACCUUAUUCAAUGUACUUAUAACUCUACCAUUUUAUGUGCGUAGUGAGGGGCGUAGAGAUCAUCUUAGUAUGUGGAUUGUGGGGACAAUAGCAUGUGCAGCAUGGGCAGGAUUGAGAGCUUGAUGAUAGACUCUCAUAGUCACAUUCAAUUCAGCAUUAUGGUUUUGCCUGAGAUUUUCAGUAAUUCACUUACAAUGCUCAUUGGAUUGUUCUAUUUUAUUAAUGAUGGAGUUAGGUGGACCUAAAUUCAAUGAAAUAAGGAUGCAUAAUCCCAAGAUGUGCCAUUAAGAUUAUUCUUUUUUUUUUAAUUUAAAUGAGUAGUGAAAAAAUGUUUUUGAGUGGUGUUUCAAUUAAAACAGAGUGGUACAAUUAAGUAGUGAAAUAAUGUUGAUUUUUCCCUCACUAUAUCAUAUGGAAUCACCCACUGGUUAGAUAUACUAUGUGUUAGAUUUACUAUAUACUAUAUAUCAGGGUAGUUCUAUUCUUAUCUAAAGCAGAGUGGUUAAACCUCUAAUAUUGUUUCAUUGAGAAACAUGAAACAAUGUUUGAGGUCUCAUGGAACAAAAAUAAUCGGAACGGUUCAGUUUGAAACAUUUGGGAUCGGAAUGGAACAAUUUCGGAACA